Alternaria burnsii is the source of this 1602-nucleotide messenger RNA. Its product is annotated as acetyl-hydrolase. The coding region runs from base 1 to 1602 and encodes 533 amino acids. The record is from RefSeq and is a predicted model, not a curated record. The transcript is spliced from 2 exons. Gene Ontology annotation, cellular component: mitochondrion. Gene Ontology annotation, biological process: acetate metabolic process. Lineage: Eukaryota; Fungi; Ascomycota; Dothideomycetes; Pleosporales; Pleosporaceae. Gene Ontology annotation, molecular function: acetyl-CoA hydrolase activity; acetate CoA-transferase activity.
AUGUCGGUCUCAGCAGCAUUGAAGAGUCGGGUCAGGAGGCCAAGUUAUCUCAAGAAGAUUGCUAAGGCUGAGGAUUUGCUUCAUCACUUCCCCAAUGGAGCAUACAUUGGCUGGAGUGGCUUCACUGGUGUGGGAUACCCAAAAAAGAUCCCCACGGCCAUGGCCGACCAUGUCGAGAAGAACAAUCUUCAGGGCCAGCUCAAGUACAAUCUCUUUGUCGGUGCAUCAUCAGGUGCAGAGACCGAGAACCGAUGGGCACGUCUCAAUAUGAUCGAGCGCCGGUCGCCGCAUCAAGUCGGCAAGGAGAUUGCCAAGGGUAUCAAUAACGGCAACAUCAACUUCUUCGACAAACAUCUUAGCAUGUUCCCUGUCGACUUGAUGUACGGGUUCUACACAUUGAACAAGCCUCACAACAAGCUAGACGUUACCAUUGUGGAAGCAUCCGCCAUCACUGAAGACGGUGGCAUCAUCCCUGGAGCCAGUGUUGGCGCAUCACCCGAACUGAUUCAGAUGGCCGAUAAGAUCAUCAUCGAGGUCAACACCGCAGCUCCUUCUUUCGAAGGUUUACAUGACAUUACUAUGACUGAUCUUCCACCACGCCGAAAGCCUUAUCUCAUCAUGUCUCCGGAGGAUCGCAUCGGCACACCACACAUCCCUGUUGACCCAGAGAAGGUCGUGGCGAUUGUAGAGAGCGACUACCCCGAUCAGACCCAGCCCAAUGCCGCUGAGGAUGAAACCUCAAGGGCUAUUGCCGCGAACCUGAUUGAGUUCUUGAAACACGAAGUUAAGCACGGCCGCCUACCAGAGAACCUUCUACCCAUUCAGUCUGGUAUUGGAAACAUAGCCAACGCUGUUGUUGGUGGACUUGCUUCUGGUGGUGCAAACUUUAAGAACCUUAAAGUAUGGACCGAAGUUCUCCAAGACUCCUUCCUUGACCUCUUCGACUCUGGCAACCUGGACUUCGCAACUGCGACUUCAAUUCGCUUCUCUCCUGACGGCUUCCACCGAUUCUACGAGAACUGGGACCGAUAUGCACCCAAGCUACUGCUCCGCUCCCAGCAAGUCUCCAACUCUCCUGAAAUUAUCCGACGUCUCGGUGUCAUUGGAAUGAACACGCCCGUUGAAGUCGACAUCUAUGCCCAUGCCAACUCAACAUGUGUCAUGGGUAGCCGCAUGCUCAAUGGUCUCGGUGGGUCCGCCGACUUCCUUCGUUCUUCCAAGUACUCCAUCAUGCACACACCCUCGUCGCGUCCUACUAAGACCGAUCCUACUGGUGUCUCCUGCAUUGUCCCCAUGUGCACUCAUAUCGAUCAGACCGAGCAUGAUCUCGACGUCAUCGUCACCGAGCAAGGUCUCGCUGAUGUCCGUGGUCUCUCUCCCAAGGAGCGUGCCCGCGUCAUCAUCAAGAAGUGCGCCCACCCUGACUAUGUACCAAUUCUCGAAGACUACUUCAACAAGGCAGAGUUUGAAUGCCUAAGGAAGGGCUGGGGUCAUGAGCCGCAUCUGCUGUGGAACAGCUUCGACAUGCACAAGCACUUGAACGAGCACGGCACCAUGAAGCUGCCCAAGUGGGACUACUCCAGUGCGGAGAAGGCCAUGUAA